Lactuca virosa is the source of this 707-nucleotide messenger RNA. The record is from the annotation of a GenBank genome assembly. Lineage: Eukaryota; Viridiplantae; Streptophyta; Magnoliopsida; Asterales; Asteraceae.
AUGCAUAGGUUCAGUGAGUACAAAGUUCUUACUGCACAUGAUCAGGUGGUAAUGGAAAACCAAAUGGAUUUCAUUAAUAUAUAUGCAUCUAUAACACAACAAAUAUCACCAAGGAAAACUACAGAUAAAAGACACAGUAGGAAACAAGAAAACGACCCGGCCCCAACGGAAAAAUGGUCAAGAAAUCUGGACCAUAGAUAAGAUUGAAGCAAGAACACCACCAGUUAGGAAUUUGAGAGGGGAAUGGUCUCACUAACAAGACUCCAAAGGAGAAUAAAAAGAAAAGAAACUAGGCCUAUAUAACCUUCCAGUCAGUGCUAGGGGCAAAAAGGUCAUAAAAUGAGAAGAAAAGCAAGGCGGCUUGGGAUGUACAGGGAAAAAAAACUCUGAAGCCAACACCAAAAAGGCAAUAUCCAUAUAGAGCCAAAACUCACACCAGGUCAAAAUGCUGGUUUUCUCAACAUGGAUGCGAAUUGACAGGUUUUUUCAACAAAGCUAAAUGUGUGGACUAAAAAGGGGUAGUGUUACUUUUGGAAAUUAUCCCAAUUUUUAUUUAUAGUUACAAUAUGUAUGAAGUUUCACAAUUUUUAGAAGGGUUAAAUGCUAAGAAUAACAAUGUAGUUUCAUUGAUUUAUUUAUUAGAACAUUGUAUGUUUUUUAUAAAUAUUUUAAAAUUAAGAAAUUGUCAGAAAUAAAUUAAAAGGGUG